Bufo gargarizans (Asiatic toad) is the source of this 3479-nucleotide messenger RNA. RefSeq names its product COMM domain containing 10 (gene COMMD10). The record is from RefSeq and is a predicted model, not a curated record. The transcript has 8 exons. The coding region runs from base 109 to 708 and encodes 199 amino acids. Lineage: Eukaryota; Metazoa; Chordata; Amphibia; Anura; Bufonidae.
CUCAGGCAGCUGACUGCUGAUCACGUGACAUCUGCCACUUACUCCACUUGAAGCAGAACACCGGCGCGAAGUGGAGCAGGCAGCAUCCCGAGUGCCGAACUGGUUACCAUGGCGACAGCGAUAUUCAAGGAGACUGCGAGCAUAAAGCAAGCCGUCUCCAUUAUCAAUGACAUGGAUGCUGGCAAGUUUCCCAGGCUUCUCUCGCGCAUUCUUCAAAAGCUUCAUCUGAAGGCUGAACAGAGUUUUAACGAAGAAGAAGAGGAGAAACUUCAAGCAGCCUUUUCAUUGGAGAAGCAGAGUCUAAAAUUGGUCUUGGAGACCAUCUCCUUCAUUUUGGAACAGGCUGUGUAUCACAAUUUAAAGACUCCAGUGUUACGCCAGCAGCUGGAGAAUAUCCAUCUCGAGCCGAGUAAAACUGAAGCAUUUGCCAGUGUCUGGGAAAAUGCUGGGCAGGAGACUGUGGAAAAAUUCAGACAAAGGACUUUAACUCCUAAAAAGCUGGAGACAACGUCCUGGCAGCUCAACCUCCAGAUGGCUCAAUCCACCCAAGCAAAAAUGAAAUCUCCCCAGGCUGUGCUAGAACUUGGAGUUAGCACCGAAGACACAAAGAACCUGGAGAAGAUAUUCGUGGAGUUUAACCACCAGGAGCUUUUGGAGUUUUAUAACAAGCUCGAGACUAUCCAGGCGCAGCUGGAUUCCCUUACGUGAUGUCUUAAAGAUGGGUUCUUCCACGGCACUCCUGCCACCUCAUUAUUUUCUAUAGAAGAUAGAUUGCCAAGCUGUGUUUGUUAAAAGAAUCAAUGGACUGCUUCUUGUAAAAUUAUAUGGCUUAUCUCCUCUUAGAGUAGCAACAUUAGCCGAGGGAGAUCAUUGCGAGGAAUGCCGAGAGUCUAAUUGACUCUCUGGUUGGUUUCUGUGAAUACUGGGCACAACAUACAUGAUUGAGAUAGCACAGAAGGAAGUGAUGAUCAUUCUAGUUCAUACUUCUACCAUACCCCUAAUAUAGAAAAGUGAGGUUUAUCUAAAGCAGAAGUUUACAAGUAGCUUUGAGCCAAGGGUGGUGUGUCAGAUUUACAAGAUCCCUUGAUUUUAUUUUAUUUUUUACAUACAUAUGCUAGCCAUUGCACAUGUUGGCAAUCUGUACUGUCCUCAGACUGCAUUUCUUGUGAAGAUGUCCAAGCUUAAACCAUUGAGAAACUACACUAUCAUCCCUCAAAUCACAAGCCCUCCAGAUAUCAAUGUCUCUAUAGUGGCUGAUGGAUCUCCUUGUCACUGAAAAGAUGGAACCAUCCAGUCAAUUCCAGCCACUCUGGAUAAUAGACAUGCCAAGCCAAUAAAAUUAUCUUGACAUUCAAGGAACAUGGUCUAGAUAUGCAACUGGAGCCUAUAUCGGACAAAUGGAAAAGAUUUCUAACAUGUCACCAUCUCUUUUGUCGCUAUUGCGAUCGCUCGUCCUCAUACAGCUGCAUUGUUUCUGGGCAGCAGAUCAGUGUUUAGAUAGCACAAUCUGCAGCCCAGAAACGCUCGUUCAUCAGGUGAUUGGCUGCACCUUUAGAUGUGCAGAUUGUCGAGAACACGCGUUCGCAGCAACGUUCGUCCCCGAUAAUCUGUCCGACUACCCGCAUGUGUAAAUCCACUAUUAGUUAAGUCAAUUAUCAGUGUUACCAGUGAGACAUUACCUUGUGCAAUGGUCCCUCAAGAUACAGUAGCCUCGGGAUACAAUAUUUUCAACAUACAGUGGCCUUUUCUGGGCCAUUGUACGGUAAUUUGAAACUAGACUCCGCAUACAAUGUCUCAGACCCAUAUAUCGAACCAAUCAGCAUGGCCAAUUCUCUGGUAAAACACCUGUAUUGGUUGUCUAGUAGCUCCUCUGGGGUGCUACAUGUUCUGUACCCCUCCCUCCCUGUACCCCUCCCUUCUGUGCCAGGAUGACCUGCUCCUUUGGACAUUGGGUGAGCUGUGGCUCCAUUUUAUUUUUCUGGUACUGUAUGUAAGACCCUGAAGAAGCUCAUGUUCAUGCCACAGAAAGUGUUGUAUAGCUUCCACAAUCUAUCCCUAUCUACAUAAGGACUUGCUUUUUGUGUAUUACUUAUGUGCUUCUUUUUCUUCACUUAUUCUUGUUUUGGGAUUGUGUUUUUGGGCUUUGGAACCAAUUACUGGUUUUCCGUAGAGUUAUGGACUUAAGCUACAAGGUUUUUCAACUUGGUUGUCCAAGAACCAAUUAAUAUUGUAACUUGAGGGACCACUGUACAUUGUAACUAACUCUCAGCUGUGAGAAGCUGGAAGGCAGAAUGGAGUUUUAACAUCUGAAUAUAAAAUGUGUUGAUGAUCUUGAAGAUGGCGAGGAACUAAAGCACAACAAACUUUUAUCAUACAAGAAGCAAAACCUCUAUUUUCAUUAGACUGGGAACCCAUUUAAAGCCUCUUGCACACGACCAUGUCGGUAUUUCUGUCCGCAAACGACGGAUCCGUAAAAUGUUUAUUCUUUCUUCAUGGUCUGUAAUGGAAACAAUUACAAUGAUGCCUGUUCUGUCUCACCAUGGACACCAAUAUUGACUGAAGGACCCCCCCUUGACUCAUAAAGGGGUCUGUUGGGUUGUGAUGGGAAGAAUAGUGCUGCAAGGUACACGAUUGUUCCUGUCAUGUUCAACAGAACUGUUGGUGGAGCCUAUAUACUAGUGUGUACUUGAUCUAAUCCAGGGAUGCCCAACCUGCAGCCCUACAGCUAUUGAAAAAUUACAACUCCCAGCAUGCCCUGACAGCCUACAGCUAUCAAAGCAUGUUGUGAGUUGUAGUUUUGCAACAUCUGGAGGGCUGCAGGCUGGGCAUCCCUGGUCUAAUCUAUAAUAUAAUUUUGGCGUAGGAUUCUUUGCUUAAGGCCCCAUUCACACAACCAUGUUUUUGCGUAGCGAAAGUGGACCCAUUCAUCUCAAUGGGCCAGCAAAAAAUAUGGACAGCACACCGCGUAUGUCUGUUCUGCAUCUCUGCAAAAAAGAUAUAACAUGUCCUAUUCUUUUCCAUUUUGCGGACAAGAAUAGGCAUUGUUAUAAUGUGUCCGCUAAAAAGCAGAUGCAACACAGACAUCAUCCGUAUUUUUUGCAGACCGCUAAAUACAUACGGUGAAUGAACCCUGACAUUCUGCUUUAGAGAUUUAGUUUGCUUGUUAUACUGUCAUUGUAACUAUUUGUUACAGUGAAUAGAAUGACUAGUAAACAAAUUCGGAUUAUAUGUACCAUCAUAUCUGUGCUUUGUGUUUGUGCUACAUUUGGACUCUUUAAACGCGUCUGUGAUAAUGAAACCUACAGGCCGUAGCAUGUCCUUGUUUUUCUGACAAUACAAACUGUUGCUGGAUUUACAGUACAUUACUUGUAACACAUUAUUAUUCACAUUCACUGCAUAAAUGUUGAGAUGACAUCCCCGAUGAUCUUCCCUUUGGGCUAGUGUUGCAAAAUAAAGUGACAAUUUGAAAGAACUGGAAA